Molecule: messenger RNA, 963 nt
Organism: Fraxinus pennsylvanica
Lineage: Eukaryota; Viridiplantae; Streptophyta; Magnoliopsida; Lamiales; Oleaceae
Source: the annotation of a GenBank genome assembly
AUGGCUACCGCGGCAAGAGCCGACUCUCCUCCUUAUGGCAUUGACUUCCCGACUCACCGUCCUACCGGCCGUUUUUCAAAUGGUUACAACAUUCCUGAUCUCAUCAGUCAAAAACUUGGUGCCGAAUUGAGUUUGCCAUACUUGAGUCCCGAGUUGAAAGGGAAAAAAUUGCUGGCUGGUGCAAACUUCGCCUCCGCUGGAAUUGGAAUUCUUAAUGACACAGGGAUUCAGUUUGUAAACAUAAUAAGAAUACAUGAACAAUUUAAGCUGUUCAAGGAGUAUGAACGAAGGGUUAGUGCUCUAAUUGGAGAAGAAGAGACACAGAAACUUGUGAAGAAGUCUUUGGUUCUGAUCACACUUGCUGGCAAUGAUUUUGUUAACAACUACUUCUUGACUCCAGUUACUGCAAGAAGCCUUGAGUUUAAUCUCCAGGAUUUCUCCACCUAUCUCAUCUCUGAAUACAAGAAUAUUUUGCUGAGUCUGUAUCAGUUGGGAUUCCAACGGGUUUUAGUCACCGGAGUAGGACCGAUUGGUUGUGCUCCGGCUAUGCUAGCGACUAGGAGCAUAAAUGGUCAAUGUGCAGAAGAGCCUAACCUUGCUAUGAAAAUAUUCAACCCCCUUCUCAAGAAAAUGCUUAAAGAUCUUAAUCACGAGCUUGGCUCAUCCGCGUUUAUCGCAAUUGACUCGCUGGAAAUGCAAAGCGACGUCAUUUACCAUCCUCGUGCCCAUGGUUUUACCACGUCGAAUGUAGCAUGCUGCGGCCAGGGACCCUACAAUGGGUUAGGACUUUGCACAACUGCAUCGAAUAUAUGCCCAAAUAGGGAUCUUUACGUGUUUUGGGACGCAUACCAUCCUUCAGAAAAGGCAAACAAAAUAAUUGUCGACGCGAUGUUCAAUGGUACUGAGAAGUACAUGUCCCCAAUGAAUCUAAGCACAAUCAUGGCCAUGGAUUCCAUGACGUAG